Molecule: messenger RNA, 636 nt
Organism: Salvelinus namaycush (lake trout)
Lineage: Eukaryota; Metazoa; Chordata; Actinopteri; Salmoniformes; Salmonidae
Product: immunoglobulin kappa light chain-like
Exons: 3
Coding region: 1-636 (211 amino acids)
Source: RefSeq, a predicted model, not a curated record
AUGGUAUCUGCGUUCUGUCUCCCUCCAGUGGUCAGGGUCAGUAACUGCAGUCUGUGUGUGGACUCUGCUCCCUCUGUCAGGCCCGCAGUAUCUCUGCUCCCCCCUCCCUCUGAGCAGCACUCUUGCCUGCCUGCUGAGCGGCUACUCCCCCCAGGGGGCGAUGGUGAACUGGGAGGUGGACGGGGUGGAGGUGAAGGAGGGGUCCUGACCACCACAGAGGAAGAGAAGGGCGGGCGCCGCAGCAGCACCCUGACCCUGAGCAAGGCACGCUGGGAAGAGGGAGAGGUGAACACCUGCAGGGUCGCCAACAACGACACCAGUAACAGUGCCCCCACCCUCACCGUUCUGCCCCCCUCUAGUGAGGAGCUGUCCAGUGCAACAACAGCCACACUGACGUGUCUGGCCAACAAGGGCUUCCCUUCAGACUGGACCAUGAGCUGGAAAGUGGACGGGACCAGCCAGAUACAAGAGGCCAGUUCUAGGGUCCUGGAGAAGGAUGGUCUGUACAGCUGGAGCAGCACCCUGACUCUCUCUGCCCAGGAGUGGACCAAGGCAGGAGAGGUGACCUGUGAAGUCCAGCAGAAAUCCCAGACUCCAGUCACCAAGACCCUGAGGAAGGCUGACUGUUCUGGGUAG